GCGGGCUGCGGCGUACGUAAUUACGCAGCCCGCGUUAAUGAUAACGUGUGUUGUUCAAAUGAUUUUGUUUAUAUGGCGCUCAUAUUACUGCAAGUGUUGGUGCUGGGUGUGAUCGCGGCGGCAGGCGACCGCACCGACAUCCCGGUGACAUGGUCAAACAAUCCUCGCGCAGCGACCCUGCCGUGUGAACUCCCGGAUGCAGCCAAGGUUCAACCGCGCAGGCCUCCUCCCCCGCUUGAUGACGAGCGCCCCAGGCCUAAACCUUACUUCUGGAGGAAGGGGGAUCAACAGAUCAAUCCUAAAAGGACGUCGACGAAUGGCACGCUGGAGGUAUCCCGCAAGACGGGCGCAGGCGCGGCUGGCUCGGAGGGCGUUUACGAGUGCGGCGUGCGGCACCACAGCGGCCUCGUGCUCGGCUACCCGAUCAAUCUUAAGUUUCCAUUUGUGGAAAAACAAUUCACGGAAUAUCCAAAAGAAGUGAAGGCGAGAAUUGGUCAGCCGCUGGCCAUUCCCUGCUCCAUCGGCUCUGGACCGCCAGCUUCUAUCACCUGGCUGAAGGAUGGAGAAGCACUCCCUCAAAAUUAUAGGUACCAUAUAUUGAAUCAAGAACUCCUUAUUACCGAUGUGAAACGCGAAGAUGCUGGCUCGUAUAGGUGUACAGUCAGCAACACAUACUUAAAUAAAAACAAGACAAGUCCCGAAGGUGUCGUUCAGGUGAAGAAGUCUACCGACACAGAACUAUCCUGGCUUCCAGUGCAUAACGACACGCUGGUGGUCAAACCUCGUGGUAGUAAAGUGGUGUUAGCGUGUCCGGUGCUUGGCUGGCCAAGACCUAAGUUAAUUUGGGAGCUGACCACACCUGGUGGUAGACCGGCUGAGCUGGAGAGCAGUGACGAGGUGCUGGUGCUGCCGAACCUGCAGCACGAUCAGCAGGGAAUGUACUCCUGCUAUGUUGAGGGUCGCUCCGAUAUUGUCAAGAGUUUCAAUGUGUCUGUGAGCGAGCCCGUGUCCAUAACCCUGCCCCCCGUCUCCAAGCAAGCCAUGCGGGCCAGUACUGUGCGCUUCAACUGCACAGCGGAAGGUUCUCCUGAACCCAGGAUCACCUGGUACAAGGACGGGCAGCCACUACCAUUAGCCGGCAGGAUCAACGUGCGCACGUCUGUUGACCGAACACGAAACGAGCUCGUCAUCGGUGGCGUCACCUCUGACGACGCAGGAGUGUACCAAUGUUUCGCGAGUAAUGGACAUUCUGUAUCUUCGAGCUGGGCAGAGCUAGACGUGACGGGCGCAGGUGCGGCUGCUCCGGGGGCGGUGCAGUGUGCGCCCACCGGGCCCUCCUCCGUGGCGCUGUGGUGGAGUCCCGCCGCAGAGAGAGUGGUCGCGUACACCGUCAACACCACUCCUGGAGAUAAGACUGGUAUCGCGAUUACCGGCCAGCCACACAACAACACGUCGGAGAUCGUCAAGGUUAAGGAAGCCCUGACACCAUACUACUUUCAGGUUCGAGCCUAUAUUCCAUCCACCAGCAAGAACAUCGCCAGCGACAUGUCCGAGAGCGUCAUGUGCCAGGGACAAGGAGUACCAAUAAAGCUGAUAAAGCUGGAAGACGAUGAAAUUCUGGUGACGUGGAAGCAGUUUGCGGAGGAGAACCCUGGAGUGGUGGAGUGGGUGCUGCAGUAUACCGAUGGCAGUGACACUGAGAGACACACCAAUGUCACGUUGCCCGAGGACGUCUACAACUAUACACUAACUGUGCAACCUACCCAGCCGGUGUUCGUUAGAGUCCUGGGAUCUCGUAGUCACGAGUGGCUGCAUCAGAACCUGAGCCUGGUGGCGUGGACUUCGUCGGAGCUAGCGCGGCAGGAUCCCGAUGGCGAGGUUAACGUGGUGCCGUACAACGUGGAGGUGGGCGCAGUUCGGGCGCGCGGGUUCGACGUGCGAUGGCAGUGCGACGACGCGGCUCGAUACACCUUCCUGGUGUGUGUGCGAGGACUACACACUGAUGAGCUGUGCCAGGAGAGCUACAAGAACAGCGCCUCCAUCGGCGGUCUCCAGCCCGCCCGCGACUACGAGGUGCGGGUGCAGGUUCGAGUACCAGGUCGCGCCCUCGGCGGAGCCUUCUCCCCUCCCUACCGCGUCACCACCACGAGCGAAGGAUUGCAACGUUUCAAAGAGCUCACAUACAAGUUCGUGAACUCGUCCACCGUCCGGGUAUCCUGGAAGGCUCCAAGCGAAGCGACGGAUACGGACAGCAGUGAGCCGAGCGAGGGAAGCGAAGUGAAUGAGUUCACGGUGCGCUACAGCUCUCGUCUCAAGCUGCCCGUUGAGAUGUGGGCGGCCAAGCACACCAAGACACGUUCUGUUCUGAUAAGUGGUAUUGAGCCGACGGAGCCAACGUUUGUCAUGGUGAUGGGUUUCGACCCGAUCUCCUACAGCCCGAUACUGACCAUACCGCCGCAGAGGAAGGAGCUGGAAUUAAAGGACCUAAAAUACGAGUACACAAGUUCUGGCGUGCGAGUGUGGCGAGACGAGGCUGUGGUGGGAGGCGUGGUGAGAUACGCACAGAACAUCACGCAGCCGCUCGACACCUGGACUAUGGUGGAGAGCAACACCACUGACAUUGAGAUAAACAACAUAAACAUGGCGCUGCCGCUGUACGUGAUGGUGACAGGCGGCGGAGGCACGAGGGCACGCAGCCACGUGCUCACGGUGGCGCCGCGCGCGGGCGACACCACGGGGUUCUACUUAGGUAUUGGGCUGGGCGUGGCGUUCUGCCUGGCGAGUGUGGUCGCGGCCGUCGCAUUGUAUCUGUUCUGGAGGAAACGGAAAAGAAAUAUGAAUCGGACUCCUUCCAGAUCCAGACGAGCAGCCAGAGAACAGGGUGAGGACGAGGGGUCUGAGCUGAAGGCGCUGAGCGCGGGGCGGGCGGCGCCGCUCGCCAACGGACUCGAGCCGCUCCUGAACGGUCACGUGCGCGCCGGGGCUCACUCCAAGACUCCGAACGGGAACGUGAGAGGCCGCUGCGAUCGUUCGUAUGACGUGUUCGACCUGUCGCGACACGAGCCCGACACGACGCUGGAGACCGAGCUCGACGACACGAUAUCUUUCGCUCUGCUGGACACCUCCCGCCGCCCCGACAUCGAACCCCGGCCCCGCAGCGCCAAUACCUCAUUCACCAAGCUACCGGACGAUAACAUGAACUCAGAACUGAACCGGAGCGACUUUGAACUCGACAAUAGCAAAAUCCAGCCAACUCUUCAGCCGAACGGUUGAGGUGAUCACCUCGUUCCGACGUCCACAACUACACGGGGUAGGCGACCCCUUUCGCCAGGAGCGUGUGUGUAGAUACAUGAGGUUUGUACAGCGAGCGCGAAGAUAGAUUAUCGUGUUUUGUUCCUAAAGUAGACUCUAAUUCCGACACUUAAAGGCUGAUUUCGAAUACACGGGUACGUUAGUUAGUUUGAGUCGGUUGGCGCAGAAUGUAAAUACUAGCUCUGGACGAUGCCAGCGACCAGAUAUUGCGGAGACAAUAAAUCCGGGAGAACCAGAACCGAUAGCGCGAGUGCUGAGAACCUUAUCGUACAAAAUAUAGACCAAAACGAGAUCCAAACACAAUACGACAUGUACAUAAAAUAUUUAUUAAUGUUGACAGAUUGUACAACAUCUGGCAGUUCCCAAUAAUUACAUUACAUUGUAUAAUAAAUACUAAUAGUGUCUCAUAGAUUAUGUUCCGCCACUAAAUACCACAAUACAACGAUGUCUUGCAACAAUAUGGUCAUUACAAUAAAUUGGAUGUAAUUCCAGAAGAACUUUUUAAACCACAAUCAUGUCGAAAUUGAGUUAAGAACACAAAACUGGUCACGUGAUUCAUAUUAACGGACUGAUAAAAAAUGGCAGCCCUACUGUCACUCUUUAAAAGACAUCAUGACUUACCAGUCCAACCCACAUGUAUCGAAUACACUAAUAUUUAUUAAACUUUAAACACAAAUUCCUUGAAAUGUGAUGUUUGUGGCUUGGAACGUUUUUCAGGAACUAUGUCCGAUUGCGAACGUGCAGUACCGCACACGUGGCGGGUAAAGGGCGUCGCUCUCUUUCAUACCGCAUUCCAUUGUUGCUCAUACUAAUCCCCAAGUUUCUCACUAUUAGUAUUUAUAUAUUAGUUUUAUACAUUUUCACCGAGCUUUAGUUAUUAUAUAUCUAUAUUAUAUAAAUACUUUGGUUAUUCGCUAUCCAUAUUCAUAUUAAGUUACUGCGUAUAGGAAAUGAUGAUUACUUAUUUUAACAGAUAACUAAUUUAUGACAUCAUGUAUUGCGUAUGGGUAUAUGCAUGUGGUUAUAUUGUUAAUCUAAUAUACAUAUGACUAUAUGAUAUGACUGGUGAGACAUUAACGCCACCUAAGGACAGCACUUAUUCUCAUUCGCAGAUUCUCGUUCUGAUUUUGUAAUAAAAUUAGGUUUACCAGUGGGAGGCUCCUUUGUACAGGAUGCCGGCUAGAUUAUGGGUAGCACAACGACGCCUUUUUCUGCCGUGAAGCAGUAAUGUGUAAGCAUUAUUGUGUUUCGGUCUGAAGGGCGCCGUAGCUACUGAAAUAACUGGGCAAAUGAGACUUAACAUCUUAGUCUAAGGUGACGAGCGUAAUUGUAGUAUCGUUAAGAAUUUUUCGAUUUCUCAAGAAUCCUGAGCGGCACUGCGUUGUUAUGGGCAGGGCGUAUCAACUACCACCAGCUGAACAUCCUGCUCGUCUCGUCCUUUAAUGUCAUAAAAAAGGUACUUAAUUUAUGAACAACUAUCCCUUCAAAUAAAUGAAGUGUGUCACAUCACCACACUGCAUUACUCUUUCGGUAGUUAUAAUCGCAAGCGCCGCCAGGUCCUUGUCUCCGCCCCUCUGCCACCCGCCGCCCCGUCUUGCGGUAUCCAAACGUUGCGUAAUUAAUAAUGGUAAAAUUUAAUAAGUAGUCAAAUAAUAUUUUUUCUUCAUGUAUGAUCACCUCCUCGAGUAUCGUUAGCGUCUCACAAGUCACGCUGUAUAGAUUUUUUUAUUAUUAUUCUGGGAUGUAUAGUUUAUUUUAUUUGUACAUAUCAGUGUUUUAUUACCUACAUUAUACUAUUUACAUACGGAUGGAGCCAAUACAUUCAAUGUAAUAGUAUGUAUUAUUAUUGUUGGUCAUAUUUUACCUUUUAUAACUGUUCAUAAUUUAUAUCACUUUUAUGAGUCACUUUCAAUAAGUAUAAUAUAAUAUAUACUAUGUGUGCGGUAUUUUCUGAGACAUGCAUGUACCCUACUGCAUAAGACAUUUAGUUAUGUUAUUUGUUUUAGGACACUUAGUCCGAUGCGAAUGUUGGGAACCGCCACUAUUGGUUAAGCCUGAGACGCUAGCUGUUACCUUGACCGUACAUUCCACAAUAUAUCCCUUGUUGUAUCAAGUCCUCAGAUGUUUAGAUAGCUUAGUGAAAUGUAAACGUAUAUAUAGAUUGAUAUAAUAGACAACGAACUAAUAAUAUGUGGGAGUAAAUUAAGUACCAUGUUGUUAUUGAUGUUAGCGAGUAACUGUUGUGUGGGGUGUUUUUAUAAAGUAACGCGGACCAAUUAUCAAGUAAUAAACAUGGCGAAUAUGUUUGCCCAAAAUGUAGAGGUAAUAAGGAUUUCAAUAAUUUUCUAGUAUUGAGAAUGUUUGAGCUACCUAAUGUUUCGAAUAGUCCGGUCUAAUAAACUGCUUGUGUCUUUCCAUGCACAUCAUGCUAUUAAAAAAAGUGUGGGUGAGUACUUAUGUAUACACGCAAGAAGUUAUACUUCUUUGUCCUAACAAAGCAAAUAUCCUUAAAAUUAUUUAUUCCUCGUGCUAUUCUACGUUUGUAGAAAAACACAAUAUUGUAAAAAUCUUGCAACGAUGGCUUUGACAAUUAAUUAUUAAAUAACGAAUACGGCUGUACGGGCUUCACCCAUCUUAAUAAUGGACGAAAAAACCAAAACAAAAAAAAUAACGAAUGUCGCAAACGUCAGAAAAUUGUAGGAACCAACUUCACCCUGUUACUUUUGUGUUACAGUGAUGCGCGCGCAUCUUAAAACUUCACUAUCAUAAUUUGUUACAUAACGCGCCCAACGAAGUAUAACUUCAAAUAUAUUUCCAAGAAUGUUGAAUCCCUUAGCUAUCUAUGUAUACAAAUAUAAAUUUAAUAAAAGAUAUUUCUUAUUAACACAAAGAUAUAUUGAAGAUUUAUAAACAAAGUAUUAAAUAGUACAGUAAAAUGUAAAAUCCAUUAUAGAAACACCCCCGACUUCCACAGAGUUCUUAUACGCGAGUUGGUUCGUUGGUCAUGAUUCCAUAUCACAAUUGUAAUCUACCUCAUUUAACUUGUUCUAAGAUAAUAAGAUGUUGUAUUGUUUGAUUUAAUUUAUGUAAGCCCAUCGACCAUUAAUGGCAGCCCAUUAUGACUACGGUGACUCUUUAUUAUUUAUUGGUUAGUUUGUAAGGUUAGCGUAUCUCCCACAGGACUCUCAGGGCAAAUAGUACCGCGACCAUCCCUGUGUACCGUUCGGUACCAACCUUAUACGAUAGUAGAUUAAGAGAUAGAAGCACCUAGGUACAACACGUAUAGCAUUUACGGUUAAUACUAAUUGAAAAGUCACAAAUUGACAUUUGUUCAUCAUCAAUCAAUAGUCGGUGAUUUUUUUAACCUAUAUUAUAUGGCUUUCCGUGUUUUUGACUUGAAUAACAUAUGUGGUAAGAAAUAAAAGAUUUACUUCAAGUACUCAGAACCUUGAUCAGUUUUUAAUACUAAUUUUGAUGAACAUAAUAUAAAAUUACGAUUCAAUGAACCGAUUUUUGACUUUUCAUCAAAAUAACUGUAUAUAUACCUAAUAUAUCUUAUAACUCACUUUAAAUUGUAAAUCGCCGACUAUGUACCUGAUAUUUUCAAUUACACUAAGUUAAUUUAAGUGUAUUGUUAGGGUCUUAAAGAAUCUAGGAUAUAUCUACGGCGCUAGGUUAUAUAUAACACAGGGUUUAAGACUUGACAUCUAAGCACUUAGAUUUUUAUAAAAUGCCUGGGAAAGAAUUUCGCUGUUGUUCUGUUUCGAUUUUAUCCGUAUAAUGUAGAUAUAGUAACAUAAUAUUAGACAAACAACAAAUCUUGAUAUAUUUCCGUAUUGUUGAGAUCCUCUGAAGUCAGUGACAUCUUUGGUUAUAUCAUUAAUUGAAAGGUAUAAAAGGCAUUUAUUUUCUCAAAAUUGAUUACUUUAGAAUUAUUUUUGAUGUCAUUUCUAAUAUACUAGAUACUACUACCGCUUCGGAAACAAAGGGCGCUCUGAGAGAGAAGAAGCGGCGCAAGAAACUCUCCCAGCAUUUUUUUUUGCGCUCUUUCUAUUUUGUUGUACGUAGCAUUUAAAUUGCGGGAAUAAUUAUAGCGAGAUGUGUAUUAUAUUACGAGCAGUACCAUAGUUGUUACUUUCUUUCAAGUAAAUAUUUUUAUCCAUUGAAGCCUUCAGUGGGCCAACGUCAAUAUUUUACACUAUAGUUAGGAAAGGCGAGUGAACGGAAAUCUUAAGGCUACCUGCUUCCUUCAGGAAAGCUAUGUCAAGAAUUAGCAUAGUGAUUUUUUCACUAAGAGUUAAAGUAUAAAGAGAAUAGCGAUAUGGGCUUUGAAUGAACGGACCAGUUCAAUCAACCAGUCGACUAUGUGUCGACGGUUCGACAUUUCACGUAUUUCAAAUGGACUAGUUCAAUUAAUAGACUAUGACAGACGUAAACAAGGAGUUCGUUUAUCGUCCGUUUAAAACAGACUGUAAAUAAUCAACUAAUUUCCACCACUAGAUACUAAACAAUUUGUUAUGUUUUUAAAGUGAUAACCCUCACUUCUAGGAUUAAUACACGAAUAAAAUGUGAAAAACAAAAUUUUAUGAUCGAUGCGGGACUCAAACCCACUGGUUGAGCAGGUUAUCAACUGUAAGCUGUUACGUCACUCGAACGGUUAGCUCAGUUGGUUAGAGCACUGGCACGCAACGCCAGAGGUCGUGGGUUCGAGUCCCGCAUCGUUCAUAAAAUUUUGAUUUUCAAAUUUUAUUUGUGCACUAGAUUACUAAUCAUGUACAAAAUCAGUUGAUCUUGUAAGUACGCCAAAAUAUGAUUUUGUAUUUUUGUAAUAAUGCUUUUAUUUAAUUUACCUAGUAGAAUCCUCAUUCAUUUUACGUUAUUAUAACAAUUUUAAUGUUACUAAUUUAUACGAUGUAAAUUAAUGUCAUUAUUACGAAUUAACACAGUCUAUUCAAAACCACGACGGUAAGUAACUUGUAAUAGACUGUCAUGUCUAGCGUCUAUAAUACCGUCGUAGGUGAAAUACAGUCCACAAUUUCAACUAGUCGACGAAUGAAAAUGAACGGUCUUGUUUCGUUCACACUAAAUACACGUCGACGACUUAUCGCUAGCUACCUGCAUCCUGCAGGAAAGUUAUAUUAUGACAGGAUGAUUUUUCACUACGAGUUAAAACUUAAAGUAUAAAAAGAACCGUUUACCUAUGCUUGUUCUUACCUAUAACGUAAUACAUGUAUAUAUAGAAAAUCAGGAUGUUUAAUACAAUUAUUGUAUGUUUUAAUGCGACAUGCACGCCAUCUGUUGACCAUGGUACCGAUACUAUGAAACAUUUUGGUUUUCUGUAAAUGAAGCCCACAGUAUUAAUAUAAUCAAAGUUAUGUAAUUUAUUAUUAUAUUUUGUGAAGUUCACUCGCGGUUGUGUUUCGUUAAUAUAUUUUUAACUGAUUUAUAAUGUAGUAUACCACUUCAAUGUAUUUUAUAUUUUAUUUUAAACCAAAUUUUAUUACGAUAACACCUGAGAUAUGUACAAUGUAUGUAGCUGUAUAGAAGUUAUGGUAUCGACGAUUAUAGCUGAGUUUUGCCUGUUUAAAAUGGGUACUAUUAUAUCUAUUUCAGUUCUUAUUAUAAAUGUUAAGAUUCUUACACCUUUAAUUUAAUAGUAUAUACUAAAAAGUUGGCUUGUCCGUCCGUGGUAAUAGUUUUUGAAAUAAAAAGCCUGAAGCAUGUGCCUCGAAAACGUUGAAUAGUUUUUGGAAACUUAGUUGUUAGAGGAAGGCACUUGGUCUGAAUUAUGACAAGAGGUGGCGCUGUUGCAAAAUUGAAUGAAAUAUGAAUUAAUAUGAAAUGAAUAAUUGUUAUAAGGGGGCUGAUUUAGUGAAACACAUGAUAACGGGUAGUUCAUUCCACAUUUACAAUAGUAAUAUUUAGUUACAAACUGCACAUUCCAUAGUAGGCUGCAAUAGUUAUCAACUAACAGAUUUUAUUUUACUUAAGCGUUCGAGACUAUGAUUACGUAUAGCAAUACUGGUUGACAGACAGUAUUACAUAGACACUAGUGCUCGGCUGCAGAAUGUUAUUGUGUAUCUAGAUUAUAAUAUUAUAGUAAUAUUCCGAUUGUUCGUAAACUAAUUUUAAGUAUUGUUCCCACAAACCAAACAGUGUUGAUGACAUGUUGUACUUUUGACAAAAAUUUAUUCUUACAAGUUAUUUAAUCAUCAUUUUUAUUUAUUAAAUCAUUGCGUUGCGUGGUAGGCGAUUUUAGUUUGCUUCAGUGUUUGCAGCAUAGAUUAAGGAUUGGUCUCCGCUGCGCUCCAACUAGAUACCGCACUAUCUAAGAACAAUAGCUUUUUUAUUACGGAAACUCCUAGAUGCUUGUGUGCGUGGCAUCUUGACACUCAAUGGCAUCUUUUAAAUUUUGUAACAUACGCUUCGUGUAAUUUUGCAUUAAAAUUAAUAAAAUACAAAAUACUUACUGACGAUAUGUGA
This is a messenger RNA of Leptidea sinapis, 9795 nucleotides long. RefSeq names its product protogenin B-like. The coding region runs from base 73 to 3273 and encodes 1066 amino acids. The transcript has 24 exons. Gene Ontology annotation, biological process: axon guidance; dendrite self-avoidance; homophilic cell-cell adhesion. The record is from RefSeq and is a predicted model, not a curated record. Gene Ontology annotation, molecular function: cell-cell adhesion mediator activity. Gene Ontology annotation, cellular component: plasma membrane; axon. Lineage: Eukaryota; Metazoa; Arthropoda; Insecta; Lepidoptera; Pieridae.